GGUUAACACGGGAUGCUCGGGUAAAUUCGUUUCCCCCUCUCCUUUUAUCUUCUCCCUCCCUAAUUUAUUGCGUAUGUAUUUAAGUUCUAGUGUUGUAAUCUUGAAAUUGAAAACAACGCUCGGAAAAACGAACAGGCUGAUUUUUUUAAACCGCUAAUUAAUAUUUUGCUAUUUGCAAACGAAUAUUAAUAAAUUGUGUUAAUAUUAUAAAUUAUAUCAUAUUACAUUGUAUUAAUAAUGUUAUUAAUUUAUUAGUAUUAUAUUGUAUUCUGUUAAUGUGAAUAUUCAUUAAUUUUGAUAUUUAUCCAUAAAAGCAUAAAAACACUUGAUAAAUAUUUUUAUAAGGUAAAAAAAUUAAAUUAACAACGCUGAAUUUACGUCAAUUUCGACUUCAUUUUCUUCAUUUUAUUUCUUUUUUUAUAUUUGUCGCACGACCAAUACAAAUAGCGUUGGUGCUGUUUAUUUCAAAAUCUUUCACUUUAAUAUUCACUUAAAUAUUCACUUAAAUAUUCGAAUCUUAUGAAAUCAAACUUCGAAGUUCUAUUUUUGUAAUAUAAUAUUAUGUUUUUCACAUAUAAACUGUGAAUUAUACUCAUACAUGAGUAUCGUAAAAAAUAAAUAAAUAUCUGUGCUGAAUCACGAUGUAAAUGUACAUCGUACAUAUGUAGUUCAUUGCCCAUCAAGUCGCGUAACUAGAAGAUUAAAGUUACGUAUGCGACGUAGUUUUAUAAAUAUGUAUUAGAAAAUAACUGGAGUAGCUACAGUUUUUGAUACUGCGAUACAUUCGUUUUGAAUGUGUCACGACCUUUUUAACAUUAUCAACGAUGAGUUACUAGUUUUAAUGACUUUCAGUUUUGUGAAUUUGCUUAGUUCAUAAAUCGUUUGAUUGAGGGAAAAGAUGGUACCGCUUUGGAGGUUAUGUGCGAGAGGCAUCAGCUCGCAAAGAAUCGGAUUCCGGAGGUCAACGGUCGCGUAUGGAGAGUUGUUCUACGCGUGUUUAACGCCGGCAAUCAAGUUUAACAGAAAAGCUCCUGUAUUUUCGAUUUUAAGAUCCCGAGCGACGAAUGCCGUAAAUACUAAAAGCUUGGAGCCUACGACACGAUCCAUCAGAUCGAAGAGGAGAAAAACGUCGGAAUUAAAGAAUUUGAUUGUCCUGGCGGUACCUGAGAAACGGAGGUUGUUCGGCGCGAUUGUCUUCUUGUUAAUUUCGUCUACCAUAACGAUGGCAGUACCGUUUUCUUUAGGGAAACUAAUCGACACUAUCUACGCGAGCGACAAAGAAAACAUGAAAGACAAUCUCAAUCGAUUGUGCAUUAUAUUGCUCGGGAUAUUUGUCACCGGGGCUCUGUGCAAUUUCUGCAGGAUAUAUUUGAUGUCUACUGCCGGGCACAGGAUUACACAGUCUCUGCGAAAACAGUUAUACGCUGCUAUUCUUCGGCAGGAAAUAGCAGUUUUCGACAAAUGCAACACAGGGGAAUUUGUUGGCCGAUUAUCUGGUGACACACAACUUGUUAGCCAAGCAUUGACAAGCAAUAUAUCAGAUGGAUUACGUUCCACUUUCAUGAGUAUUUGUGGAAUAUCUAUGAUGCUCUAUGCUUCGCCUAAGCUGGCUAUAGUUAGUCUAACUAUUGUCCCACCAAUGGCAGGUUUAGCCAUAGUGUGGGGCCGCUAUUUAAAGAAGAUCUCCAAAGACAUGCAAAACAAUUUAGCGGAACUGAAUACAAUCGCCGAAGAGAGAAUUAGCAACAUAAGAACAGUGAAAGCUUUCUCAAAAGAAACAAAAGAAUCCGACCAUUACAAUUUCCAACUGGACAAUGUGCUCAAAAUUUGUUACAAAGAAAGUUUAUACAGAGGAGUAUUCUUUGGACUAACUGGUUUCUCUGGAAACGUGAUCAUCCUGUCUGUUUUGUACUAUGGCGGAGCUAUGGUUUCUGAUUUCUCCCUUACAAUCGGAAGUUUAAGCGCAUUCUUAAUGUACGCCGCGUACGUUGCAAUUUCUUUAAAUGGCUUGUCUUCGUUUUAUAGCGAUUUGAACAAAGCAUUGGGUGCAAAUAUGCGUUUAGUCGAAUUGAUCGAAAGAGAGCCGGCAAUACCAGUUCAAGGUGGUAAAAUUCUGGAAAAGCAGUUGUCAGGUGAUAUUGAAUUUCAAAAUGUCAGUUUCGCUUAUCCUACAAGAGGGAAUACAUGGGUUUUGAAAAAUUUCAGUUUAAAAAUCCCACCAUGUACGGUAAUUGCUAUCGUUGGAGCAUCAGGUUCUGGAAAGUCCACAAUAGCUUCACUCUUGUUGAGACUUUAUGAUCCCAAUUUAGGAUCUGUACUUUUAGACAAUAAUGAUCUUCAGUCUCUGGACCCAGUAUGGGUGAGAUCACAAAUUGGUAUUGUUUCUCAGGAACCUACACUCUUUAGUGGUACAAUAAGAGAAAAUAUAUUAUAUGGAGCAAUGGAUUCUGUGAAAUACGAUGUAGAAAAAGUUGCAAGACAUGCGCAUGUUUUAGAAUUUACAAAAAACAUGCCAGAUGGUUUAGACACAGUAGUUGGAGAACGGGGUAUUACCCUCAGUGGUGGACAAAGACAAAGAGUUGCUAUUGCUAGGGCUUUGAUAAAGGAGCCUAAAAUCUUAAUCCUGGACGAAGCCACGAGUGCAUUAGAUGCGGAGAGUGAACAUUAUGUACAAAAAGCUUUGGAAAAGGCUGUUCAAGGGCGGACAGUUCUAACCAUAGCUCACAGAUUAAGCACAAUAAAAAAUGCAGAUAAAGUCAUUGUUUUAAAAGAGGGACAAGUAACAGAAACUGGAACUUACAAAGAACUUGUGAACUUAAAAGAUAGUUACUUUCAUAAAUUAGUUCAACAUCAAACCUUUGCUUAAAUUUUAGAAUUUAGACCACCAAUCGUAUUGACGAUUGAUUAAUUAUUGAAUUAAUGGUUGAUGUAUUUAAAAAAUUGUAUAUAUAAAUUGUUCAAUGAACCAGAAAGGUUUAAAAAAAACACAAAUUAAAAAAUAUCUGAUAAUAUAUAAAAAUAAUGUACAGAGGUCAGUGAAAAUAUCAUUUGUAAUAAAUAAUUAAUAAAUUUAUUGAUUUAAUUUCUGAUAUACAAUGUUUUAUUCUGUAAUUAUGGUUUUCAAGUAUUCAUCUAUAUCAUGUGCUAUUUUCAUAUGAAAUCUUGGAAGUGUUAUAAUUAAUGAAAUAAAUAAUUUUUGCAAAAACUGGUUUCACCAAAGACAAAUUUAAAAUUUUAGAAGUGAAAUCUGAUACAUAUGUUAUGUUCAAUCAAUUUGUGAAAUACAUAAACACUUAUUACAAGCUGUGAUUUGAUAUAGAAAUCACAGAAUUAAAUCUUUUUUAAUUUAAGGAGUAAGUCAGGUAUUGUAAAUAAUUGCAAUUUGGUAAUAAUUUUUAAUAUAUUUUCUAUAAAAUAAUAUACACUGCUAUUUUAAGUUAUAUGAAUGUCUUAUAUCAUUGACCUAAGUUGUCUUUAAAUUAAUGUACUGUUAUAAUUAUUUUUAAGAUGAACUAUCUCUAGGUUUGUGUCUGCAUAAAAAUAUUCAAUAAAAACAUAUGACCAGAAGCAAAUAUAAUUAAACUAGGCUGAUCUUUAAAUUACUCAAGCCUAUUUAAUAGAAUCUCCCUUUCAGGGGAAAAGAGAGUUGCCAUGUUUCUACUUUUUUGCUAUUAUAUUCUAUUGGAAAAUAAAGCAAGACAUAAAAAGAGCAAGACUAUUCCUUCUUCUAACUAGAAAAAACAAACUUUAUAUCCUUCUUUAUCUCAGAGAUGUGUAUGAUAAAAUCAUUGUUUUUUUAUCAAUUAUAACCUGAACCAUUGUAUGGAAUUAAUGAUUAAUACAAUUCAUAAAUUUCAGUCAUCAUAAGUAUUAAUUUUAAAAACGAAGUAAUGUUUUAUAUUGUCAAUUAUUUCACAAUUAAUCAAAUUUUAAGAUAUCUGUUUGCAUAAAAUCAGUAAUUAAUUUAAUUCACAAUGGUUGGAUCUAUGCUCCUUAUUUUUUUCAGUAAAAUACGUAAAGCAUCAGAAUGUAUGUUUAAAAUGCUUCUCUGUUUAUAUCACAUGUUAUAUUUGUUACAAGCCAUGUAAAAACUUCAUAUGCUUCAGUUAUAAACACAGCCACGUUCUACAUAGAAACUUUGUCUGCAUAAAUUUAUUGUGAAAUUUGUUUAUAAACUAAUUUGAGAUAAAAUCCAAACCAUGGUCAAAACUGGUCAUUAAUAUUACAAUGUUCUGGAAAUAGGCAGUGUUUUGCUUUCUACAGAAGCUUAAAAGUUCAAGGUAACAAGUCUCUGUACAAUACCAAAAUUUACCCGAUUUAAUGGUAAUUACGUAGUUAAUGAAACAGUAAACAACAGAUGCUUAGAGAAUUCCUUGUAAAUCUUACAAUAUGUCUUAUAUAUCAAAUCACUUAGGGGGAUUCAUAUACAAAUUAUGUUCGAAUUACAAUAAAAAUUUUUCUAGUAUAAAGUACUUCUUCUUUAUGUUUUCUGCUAUAAUAAGAAUCAAAUAUUAAAAAAAAAAAAAAAA
This is a messenger RNA of Heterotrigona itama, 4529 nucleotides long. Lineage: Eukaryota; Metazoa; Arthropoda; Insecta; Hymenoptera; Apidae. The record is from the annotation of a GenBank genome assembly.